Molecule: messenger RNA, 393 nt
Organism: Rodentolepis nana
Lineage: Eukaryota; Metazoa; Platyhelminthes; Cestoda; Cyclophyllidea; Hymenolepididae
Source: the annotation of a GenBank genome assembly
AUGCCAAAUAGGACUCACUGUUCGGUUGAUUGGCUUCAAAUCGCUUCAUGUUGUGAGACAAUGCUCAGCCAUCCAUCACAGUGUGUCCGAGAGGCGUCGACCGAUUUAGUUGUCGCCAUUUUCAAGUCAUACAAGAAUUCCGUUCAGAUGGUGAGGACUCUCAUGGUUGUUAUGACGCAAGCAUGGACAUCCCGUCAGGAGGUACUCUUCAAACCCUUUAAUCAACUCCCCAAAAUGCCAGAAUUCGACCCGGAACACGAAGACAAUGCGAAGGAUUGUCGUGUGGCUUGGCGUUCGGGGCACUUGAUGGCCUUCAUGAAAAUCAGUCAAAUGCUUCUUGAAGAAUACCGCCGAAAUUAUAGUAAUCCUCGUAAGUCACGCUUUCUCAACUGA